Molecule: messenger RNA, 1650 nt
Organism: Talaromyces rugulosus
Lineage: Eukaryota; Fungi; Ascomycota; Eurotiomycetes; Eurotiales; Trichocomaceae
Exons: 2
Coding region: 1-1650 (549 amino acids)
Biological process (GO): transmembrane transport
Cellular component (GO): membrane
Molecular function (GO): transmembrane transporter activity
Source: RefSeq, a predicted model, not a curated record
AUGGCCGAUGCUGUCUUCGCAAGUCCGAAUCCUACAGCCGGUGCAGGAUUCAACACAGGGCAGUCUUCACUUGCAUUCAUCUCGCUUCAAUACAGUGAACCUUGCAAGAUGAACACUCCCAGUGAGAAGAUGUCAGGUCUAAGCACUGAAGUUCCCAAAGACUCGGAAAUCGCACAACCAGGAGAGGUUGUCGACAGCUCGCACCAUAAUCAGGACGUGGAUGUUGCUGCCAAAUUUUUGCAGGAGCUCGACCCGGCCAUUCUGAGAGACCCCAUCACACCGGCUGAGGCACGCAAGGUACUAUGGAAGAUCGACUUGAUCAUGAUUCCGAUGAUCAUGGUCACUGUGGUGUUGGCUGCUGUGGACAAGGUCAUAAUUUCCAAUGCUGCGAUUUACGGCAUGAAAACCGAUACUCAUUUGGUAGGUAACGAGUACUCCUGGGUUGGCUCUAUAUUCUACUUUGGAUACUUGCUCGCCGAGUACCCAGCCGCCUUUCUCAUCCAGAGAUUUCCCAUUGCCAAGUUCUAUGCGGUUUGCAUCAUGGGCUGGGCAGUUCUCUUGUUUUGUACUGCCGCCACCAGUAACUUUGCCGGUCUGGCCACAACCCGGUUCAUCAUGGGCAUGCUCGAGUCUGUCGCUUUCCCAAUCUCCAGCAUCUUGACGGUCAUGUGGUGGACGACUGAUGAACAGCCGAUCCGGCUAGCAUUUUGGUUUAACCAACUGUCCUCUGUCUUCGCCGGUCUCGUGAGCUACGGUAUUGGACAUACAACAACAAGUCUCCAUCCAUGGCGCCUCUUGUUCCUCGUACUAGGGGCUUUUACCGUUAUCUGGUCCAUUGUAAUGUACAUAUUUCUCCCUGAUUCGCCUGUCAAAUGCUGGUAUAUGUCGGAUAGGGAGAAAUACGUCUGUCUUGUGCGGGUUAAAGACAACAACACAGGGGUCGAGGACAAGAAGAUCAAGCUCUAUCAAGUGCGCGAGUGUCUUUUAGAUCCCAAGACGUGGCUACUCGCGUUGUUUUCAUUGGCACAGAACAUCCCCAAUGGCGGACUGGUAACUUUUGCCUCCAUCAUCGUUUCAGGGCUCGGCUACUCGUCGCUCAUUACAACUGUGCUCGGAAUUCCCACCGGUGUUCUAGCAACUGUCUGGCAGCUUUUACUUUCUUUUGUUGCAUCUCGCUUCCGAAACACGCGUUGUCUAGUUAUCGCUCUAGCCAAUCUAGUGCCUAUGAUUUGCGCCAUUCUGAUGUGGAAAUUGCCCAGAGAGAACAAGAACGGCCUCUUGGCCUCAUACUACGUCUUCUACACUUACUGGGGACCUUAUGUGUUGUCGACCUCAUUGCCAAUGGCCAACACGAGCGGCCACUCAAAGAAGCUGACUAUGAAUGCCGUCUUCUUCAUUGCCUACUGUGUUGGAAACAUCAUCGGGCCGCAACUGUUCCGCUCAUCUGACGCUCCGACCUAUUCUCAUGGUUACGAGGGUCUGCUGGCCUGUCUUGUUGUUGCAAUCGUUUCAAUUGUAGCCUAUGGGAUCUUGUGUCACUUUGAAAACAGGAAGCGAGACCGGGAACAGCAGCACUCUACAGUGAGCGCAAUAAACCCAUUCUCAGACCAGACCGAUAAGGAAAAGAGAGACUUUCGAUAUACCUAUUGA